Molecule: messenger RNA, 833 nt
Organism: Fundulus heteroclitus (mummichog)
Lineage: Eukaryota; Metazoa; Chordata; Actinopteri; Cyprinodontiformes; Fundulidae
Product: troponin T, cardiac muscle isoforms
Biological process (GO): sarcomere organization; cardiac muscle contraction; regulation of muscle contraction
Cellular component (GO): troponin complex
Molecular function (GO): troponin I binding; tropomyosin binding; troponin C binding
Source: RefSeq, a predicted model, not a curated record
GUGGUCAUGGACUGUUUGCUGCCAUGUGAUCCUCUGCUGGGUUUAAAAGCUUAGGACCCAAAGAGAAGAACACAGUAGACAAUUCCCCCACUGGCUGCUUCUCUGAAGCACAAAUCAAAAGGACUGGGUGCUGUGUCCUUAAAGAUGUCGGACACCGAAGAGGCCACAUACGAAGACACUGCAGAGGAACAUGGAGGAGGCACAGAUGAUUCAAAGCCCAAGAUAAAGGCCACAUUCGUGCCUGGCUUGGCCCCUCUUAAGAUCCCAGAUGGGGAAAAAGUGGACUUUGAUGACAUCCACAGGAAGCGUAUGGAGAAGGAUCUGACUGAGCUGCACACGCUGAUUGAAGCUCACUUCGAGAAGCGCAAGAAGGAAGAAGAGGAGCUGCUUGUGCUCACAGAUCGCAUUGAAAAACGCAGGUCUGAGAGAGCUGAGCAGAUGAAGAUCCGAGCUGAGAGAGAACGAGAACGGCAGGCCAAACUAGCUGAAGAGAAAGCGAGAAAAGAGGACGAAGAAGCCAAGAAGAAGGCAGACGAUGACGCAAGAAAGAAGAUGAUUUUGUCCAACCUGAGUUUCACCGGAUACAUGGGACAAACACAGCCGGGUGCCAAAAGACAAACGGAACGAGAGAAGAAGAAGAAGAUCCUCACUGAUCGCCGCAAGGAGCUGAACAUCGAUCAGUUGAAGGAGGACAAACUGAGAGAGAAAGCCAAGGAGCUGUGGGACUCGAUGCGGCAGCUCGAGGCAGAGAAAUUUGAGCUUCAGUAUAAGCACACAAAGCAGAAGUAUGAGAUCACAGUGCUCAGGAAUCGGGUCAGCGAUCAUCAGAAAAU